Lytechinus variegatus (green sea urchin) is the source of this 2388-nucleotide messenger RNA. RefSeq names its product protein artichoke-like. Gene Ontology annotation, biological process: immune response; toll-like receptor signaling pathway. Gene Ontology annotation, molecular function: transmembrane signaling receptor activity; protein binding. The record is from RefSeq and is a predicted model, not a curated record. Bases 1 to 2301 code for a protein of 766 amino acids. NCBI's taxonomy places the organism in Eukaryota, Metazoa, Echinodermata, Echinoidea, Temnopleuroida, Toxopneustidae. The transcript has a single exon. Gene Ontology annotation, cellular component: membrane.
AUGUAUGUACAAAAUAAUAAAAUUAAAACACUCAACUUUGAUGACUGUUCAGAAUGGUCUCACUUGUCUAACAUUUAUGUUUCCAAUAAUGAAAUUGUUGAAAUUCACCAGAGGGACUUUCUACCACUGCAAAGCCUACCUCUAUCUUAUUUAUUCAUAAAUGGAAAUAAGAUAAACAUGUUCCCAAGAGAAGCCUUUUAUCAUCUGAACUUGUUGCGAUUGAUAAAACUUGAUUCAAAUACCAUCGAAUCAUUUGAUAUUCAGCCUUUCCUAGGUAUGGAUUUUAUUGCAAGAUUAUCAGUGAAAGACGGGAAAAUCAGUAAGCUUCUUCCACCUCAAAAUACAACAAACAAAGAAGAUCAUCUGUAUCCAACCAUCAUCAGUCUUGACAUUGCCAACAACUUGAUAGAAAGUGUUCCUCCAAAUUCAUUUUGGGGGUUUCCAAAGCUUCAGAUUCUUAACUUGACUAGAAACAAAAUCUCGAUUCUUGUGAACAAGUCAUUUUGUCAGAUGCAAUCAUUAUUCGAACUUAAUCUAUCAUCCAACAAAAUUAUGUUUUUGCCAAACAACACUUUUGCCUGUCUGUCCUGUUUGAAAAUAUUAAAUCUUAUGAACAACUUGUUACAGAGCAUUUAUCCCGAAUCUUUCAAUGGCUUGCCAAGGAUUCAGUCAGUGCUCCUGUCACAUAACUCUAUAAAAUAUCUUAACAGAGGAAGGCAAGCAUGGACACUUAGAACUCUUCAGUCAAUUGAUUUUUCCUUUAAUGACAUCACCUCCAUUGGUAAAGAUUCAUUCACCGGCCUUAUAAAUCUAAAAGAUCUUAUCUUAUCUUACAAUCAGAUCUAUUAUUUUUACCAAACUGCAUUUUCUGAGCUAUUCAAGUUAUCAAGACUCCACCUCACAAAUGAAAGGAAAAUUUUCCUUGAAAAGACUUUCAAGCAACUGCAUUCUUUGACUUUCUUAGAUCUGUCAAAUUCUCCAAUCAAAAUAUCACGUUAUCAGACUGAGCAAUUCAGAAAUUUGACUAGACUGCAAGAACUGCGAAUGGAGAUGGCACAGUUAAGUAAUACUGACUUAUACAAUAGUCAAAGAAAUGAGUCAUUAUUCACUGGGUUAUGCUCCUUACAGAAACUAAAUCUAAAAGAUAAUUCUCUGAUGAACCUAGACAGAAGAGUUUUUCAAGCCCUGUCUAACCUCCGCUAUCUUGACAUGACAAAUUCCAGAAUAAAAGUACUGAAGUCAGGGAUAUUCAGUCCUCUCUCAUCCCUUCGGGGUUUGUACCUUGGAAGUAAUGAGCUGCAAAAGAUUCCUGGUGACAUAUUCUAUGGUCUCCAUGAUCUAACUGUGGUUAAGAUCCAAAACAACAGAAUUUUUGACCUGGACCCAAGAACUUUUGCCCAGAACCCUCGACUGGACAUUCUCUAUCUAUCUGGAAAUCAAAUCACCAACAUCAAACCAGGAACAGUACUCCCGAGCAAUUCCCCUUUUAAUUUGGAUCUAUCUAGAAACCCAAUCACAUGCUCUUGCUCUUUGGCAUGGUUCAGAAAAUGGCUCGAGUUGAGCAAUGUCAAUUUUAAAAAUGCCAACCAAGCAAUCUGCUCUGGGACAUCAUUAAAGGGACUUGCUAGCAAGCCAAUCUUGUCAUUUCAUCCAGACGAUCACUGCGGUAUCAACAUUGUUCUUAUCCUGGUCCUCUCUUUCUCUGGUGUUCUGGUUGGUAUUAUGAUUAUUAUUGCCUACACUAAACGAUGGUGGUUAAACCAUAAAUUCUUCCUUCUCAAGCUGGCCAUCGUGGGUUACAAAGAAAUGACAGAAGAAUUUAACGAUGUCAACUACCGUCAUCAUCUCAACAUCAUGUUCCAGGAAUCCGAGCAGGAAUGGAUAGAUCGUGUCAUGAAACCCGGCCUGGAGGCGAGGAUGCCACAUCUGCAGAACAUAAUCUUUGGAGAUGAAGACCUUCAUAUAGGUAUGUACUAUAUUAAUGCAAUCUUUGAUGCUCUUGACAACAGCUUCAAGACAGUGUUGCUGCUAAGCAACGAGUCUAUCAACGAUGCCUGGACCAUGACAAAGGUUCGCAUGGCUCUAGAAUACAUCAACGAUACAGGACUUGACAAGAUCAUCCUGAUCUUUGUAGAGGACAUCGAGGAUGAGAAUAUGCCAUACCUUGUCAGGUUGUUCUUGAGUAGGAACAAACCUUACAUGCUGUGGACGGAUGAUGAAGAUGGUCAGGAGCUGUUCUGGGCUCAGUUUGAGAAGAGCAUGAGGGCAAAUAAAGCUAUCAAUAAUGCCAUCCCUCUCUGAAGACGUUUGAUCUCCAUUGAUAAAAAAAAUACGACUUCCUUUUGUUGCAGGGGAUCAUUUCAAUAAUAACAAAAUAAUAAUAUAGGA